AUGUGGGCUGAGAAAAUGCUUCCUGCUCGUCUCCUUGUGCGGGGAGGCGUCCGAACCGCGAGGCUCGGCGUCGCUACUCCUCUGAUCAAAUUGUCUGCCACGGUCCCCUGCCUGGGAUCUCAACGACGAGGUUACGCCCCAGGUUCAGCACCUUACCUUUCCACGCGCUCCACCGUUGUCCAGCUCUUAAGCAACAUUGGCUCGAAGCGGGAGGUGCAGCAGUACCUGUCUCAUUUCACGUCUGUUUCAUCCCAGCAAUUCGCGGUCAUCAAGGUCGGCGGUGCGAUUAUAACCGAGCAUCUGCAAACUUUAUCCUCUGCCCUUGCAUUCCUGAACCAUGUCGGCCUCUAUCCUAUCGUCGUUCACGGUGCGGGCCCACAGCUGAACAAGCUGCUUGAAGCUGCGGGCGUUGAGCCGCAGUUCGAAGAUGGAAUUCGGGUUACGGAUGGGAAGACUCUGGCCUUGGCCAGGUCACUCUUUUUGGAGGAGAAUCUAAAACUGGUGGAAGAAUUGGAGCGUCUGGGCGUGAGGGCAAGACCGUUAACCACCGGCGUGUUUUCGGCGGAUUAUCUGGACAAGGAGAAGUACAACCUGGUUGGAAAGAUCAAUGGUGUGAACAAGAAGCCAAUUGAGGGGGCUAUCAAAGCCGGAUGCCUCCCAAUCCUGACUUCUAUGGCGGAGACUCCGGACGGUCAGGUUCUCAAUGUCAAUGCCGACGUUGCUGCUGGUGAAUUGGCUCGAGCUCUUCAGCCAUUGAAGAUCGUGUACUUAGCCGAGAAAGGCGGGCUCUUCAACGGUGAUACUGGCGAAAAGAUCUCUGCUAUCAAUUUGGAUGAGGAAUACGACGAUUUGAUGAAAUUAUGGUGGGUUCGCCAUGGCACGAGACUGAAGAUCAAAGAGAUGAAGGAGUUGCUCAACGACCUUCCGCGCACAUCGAGUGUCGCCAUUAUCCACCCUGCAGACCUUCAAAAGGAGCUAUUCACGGAUUCAGGAGCUGGUACUUUGAUCAGAAGAGGAAACAAGCUCCAUAUCAAGUCGUCUAUUGACGACUUUGAGGAUCUACAUACCCUACGAAAUGCCCUCGUUCGUGAUCGCGAGGGCUUGGACGCCAAGGCAACCGUUGACAGAUACAUCCAAGCUCUGCGAGGCCUUGAGUUCAAGGCUUAUUUCGACGAGCCUAUGGACGCUCUAGCAGUCAUUUUGCCUCCGAAGAAGGGCUCUUCUUUUGCUCAUCUAUCAACGCUUACUAUUACCAAGGCUGGCUGGCUCACUAAUGUCGCCGAUAAUGUGUUCUCCAGCAUCCAAAAAGAUUUCCCUAAGUUGGUUUGGACCGUGAAAGAAGACGAUGAGAAUUUGACCUGGUUCUUUGAUAAGGCCCAGGGUAGCCUUAACCGUGAUGGUGAGGUUUUGUUCUGGUCCGGCGUCAACAGCCCUGAAGAAGUAGGGGAGUUGGUCCAUGAAUUCAGCAAGCGUGGAAGCGACAUGUUUGGGGAUAUCAACCUUGAACCCAAACUCCCAACGUCCGCCGGCGGUGGUGCGAAGUUGGCUGCUGCUCAGCAGAAACGAACGUUCUCAACUAGUGCCAAUACGAGUGCUCUUCGCUCGUUCGGGAGCCAAAAGUUUCGAGCCAAUACUCAGUCAAUUCGGAGCUAUACCACGACAAACCCAAAUCCUCCCCUUGGAAAAAAGAACGCUUCCAAUACUCAGCCAUCCCGAGUAGCUCUUAUUGGUGCUCGUGGCUACACUGGUCAGGCUCUCAUCAACCUUCUCAACAACCACCCAUACAUGGAUCUCCGGCACGUGUCUUCCCGUGAAUUAGCCGGAAAGCCUCUUCAGGGCUAUGACAAGCGACCCAUUACGUAUGAAGAGCUCAGCCCCGACGAUGUCAAACGCAUGGCAGAGCAGGGUACCGUGGACUGCUGGGUCAUGGCGCUCCCAAACCUUGUGUGCAAACCAUACGUCGAUGCUAUCAACGAGGUCGAUAAAGAGAAGGCGGUGAUUAUAGAUCUUAGCGCGGAUUAUCGGUUCGAUAGUACCUGGACAUAUGGGCUUCCGGAGUUGGUUAACAGAGGCUCCAUUGCGCAAGCCAAGAGGAUUGCAAACCCAGGAUGCUAUGCCACUGCCGCUCAGCUGGGUAUUGCGCCAUUGGUGCCCUUCCUAGCUGGCCAGCCAACGGUUUUCGGUGUCUCUGGAUAUUCUGGAGCUGGAACCAAGCCUAGCCCAAAGAACGAUGUGGCGAACUUAACCAAUAAUAUAAUCCCGUACAGCUUGACAGAUCAUAUCCAUGAGAGGGAAGUUAGCACACAGCUCGGUGUUGAUGUUGCAUUCAUUCCUCAUGUUGCUGUUUGGUUCCAGGGUAUCCAUCAAACCAUCAGCAUGCCACUGAAGGAAUCAAUGACGUCGCGUGACAUUCGCAACCUCUACCAGGACCGAUACGCAGGCGAAAAACUGGUCAAGGUGGUUGGGGAGGCACCUGUUGUUAAGGAUAUCGCCGGUCGUCACCAUGUUGAAAUUGGGGGAUUUGCCGUCCAUUCGAGCGGCAAGAGAGUUGUUGUAUGCGCAACGAUCGAUAACCUCCUGAAGGGAGCCGCGACCCAGUGUCUUCAAAACAUGAACUUGUCACUCGGUUACUCGGAGUUUGAGGGCAUUCCCGAAGAGAAGUAG
This is a messenger RNA of Coccidioides posadasii C735 delta SOWgp, 2664 nucleotides long. RefSeq names its product Protein arg-6, mitochondrial (gene ARG6). Gene Ontology annotation, cellular component: cytoplasm; mitochondrion; mitochondrial matrix. Lineage: Eukaryota; Fungi; Ascomycota; Eurotiomycetes; Onygenales; Onygenaceae. The record is from RefSeq and is a predicted model, not a curated record. Gene Ontology annotation, biological process: L-arginine biosynthetic process. Gene Ontology annotation, molecular function: NAD binding; N-acetyl-gamma-glutamyl-phosphate reductase (NADP+) activity; NADP+ binding.